AUGUCGCAUCGGAAUAUAAAUGAGAAACAGAGAAAACGAUCGUUUCUCAUCGGACAGUGUAGCCAAGAGCUUGCAGUUAAACAUCGGUGGAACGACUUUCCAGAUUCACAUAACGGAGACAACGAUUGCAACGUGACGAUAGAUCUAGACUCUCCGACGUUAGCUGCUAUCAACUACGCCGAACUACUGGAAGCAUUGGGUCUUGCGUUGUCCAGCAGCAUCUCUCAAGUCAGCCUAACUUUUUCCGAAAACGUCUCCGAUCUUGGACGACCAUUCAACAUGUCUGUUAACGGUCAUAAACCUGAUAUCCGAAAGAUCACUGUCACUGGAAACGCUCUGAUCAGUGACGGAGCUGCUCCAUACGAGAGUAUUGAGCAAUUCGUAGAGCAAAAUGUCAAUGACCCAGAAAAGAGAAGACCUAUUAGAAAGGUAAUUUCGAUUUUUGUAAUUUUUGGAUGUUUUUUGAUUUUUCAGCUACUCGUUGCCACCAAUGGAAUUGCUGCAGUUCGUUGUAUGACCACUAUCAUGAGACUCCUGAAUCACACAUUCCGUAAUGAUAAGCUUAUUCAUUUCGUUUGUAUGACCACUGAAGAUGAGACGAAAUCCAAUUCCGAAUACCUCAAAAGCGCGACAAGUUUGGCCACCUCCCCAUCGGGUAGCAACAAGAACAACUACGCGAACGUCGACGAAGUUUUGAGACAUGCCAAAGCAGAAAAAGUCGACGCUGUUUGGGCCGGUUGGGGACACGCUUCAGAAAACCCAGAGCUCCCAAGAAGACUCGCUGAAAACAAUAUUGUAUUCAUUGGACCACCAGCCAGUGCCAUGUUCAGUUUGGGAGACAAAAUCGCCAGUACUAUCAUUGCCCAAACAGUCGGAAUUCCGACUAUCGCUUGGUCGGGAUCUGGAAUCACCAUGGAGAAGACCACACGUAACAAGGGAGACUUUGUGGAAGUACCAAAGAGUUUGCUGCAGGCAGCUUGUGUGAAGACUUACCAAGAAGGAUUGGAAGCUCUGAAGACUCAUAACAUUGGAUUCCCACUCAUGAUCAAAGCUUCCGAAGGAGGAGGUGGUAAGGGAAUCAGAAAGUGCACCAAGCUUGAAGACUUCAAGAGCAUGUUCGAAGAAGUCGGACUUGAAGUUUCCAACUCUCCAAUCUUCUUGAUGAAGUGUGUUGAGAACGCAAGACACAUUGAAGUCCAACUCAUCGCUGAUCGCUAUGAAAACGUUAUCUCUGUUUUCACCCGUGACUGUUCUAUCCAACGUCGUUGCCAAAAAAUCAUUGAAGAGGCUCCAGCUUGUGUUGCUCCAAGUGAGACUCGGAAACGUAUGCAAGAGGACGCUGUCAGAAUUGCCAGAUAUGUUGGUUACGAGUCAGCUGGAACUGUCGAGUACUUGUACUUGCCCGAAGAUGACACCUAUUUCUUCCUGGAACUCAACCCAAGACUUCAAGUGGAGCAUCCAGCCACUGAGAUGAUCUCCAAUAUCAGCAUCCCAGCUAUUCAGAUUCAAAUCGCUAUGGGACUUCCACUUCACAAGAUUCCAGACAUCCGUAAUCUCUACAACCUCCCAAAGGAUGGAGAUUGUGAGCUGCCAGAUGAAACUCUUGUUGAUACUCCACUUCACGCAAUUGCUGCUCGUAUUACCAGUGAGGACCCAGAUGACAGUUUCCGUCCAUCCACAGGAAAAGUCAAAGAGCUUAACUUCCGUUCAUCUCAAGACGCCUGGGCUUACUUCUCAGUUUCUGGAGGAGGACAAGUGCACGAAUACGCUGAUUCACAGUUUGGUCACUUGUUCGCACGCGGAACAUCCAGACGCAUUGCGAUCGCAAACAUUGUUGGCGCAUUGAAGGAGAUGGAAAUCAAAGCAAGUUUCAAAUCGCAAGUCUCCUACCUUAUUGACUUGAUCCACGAGCCUGAUUUCGCCAACAACGUUUUCAACACCCAAUGGUUGGACGAACGAAUUGCGAGAAAAAUCAAACAGGUUUGUGGUUUUAGACUUUUCAUUCGGGUUCGUAUCAUGACCUUUUUUUUGCAGAAAUGCACUAUUCCGGUGAGCGACGUCAUUGCUGUCAGUGCCGCCGUUAUCGGUCAUGCACGAAUCAGCGAAGUCUUCGGCAAGUUCCAAGAAGCAAUCGAGAGAGGACAAGUGUUGCCGCCAAAUAACCUUACCGAGACUGUUCUUUUUGAUCUUGUCCGUGACCUAAAGAUCUAUUCCGUGAAGGUGACUCGUAGUGCUCCUGACUCUUACGUGAUCCUUCUCAAUGGCUCCAAUACUAACGUCAAUAUAGUCAAGUUUGGAGACCAAGGAACCUUAAUGGCAACUCACAGAGGAAGCGUGUUCCGUUGUAAUAUUGAAGAAACUCCUGAGGAAUUCAAGGUCAGCAUCGCAAACCAAACUAUCACUUUUGAAAAGGAUAACGAUCCAAGUGUUCUGAAAUCCAAUGUCACCGGAAAGUUCUUGUCUUACAAAAGGGAAGAGGGAGAGUAUCUUAAUGUUGGAGACUGCUAUGCCACUCUUGAGUCGAUGAAGAUUGUCUUCCCGAUUGAAGUCAAAAAGGCUCCAGGAAGGCUUGUGAAAACGGCCCAAGAAGGAGACAUUAUCUACCCAGGAAGUAUCAUUGGAAAACUUGUGGAUCAAGGAGACUCCGACAUGUACCGCCCAACACAAUUCCUCGGAACAUUCCCAGAGUGGUCUUCUGCCGACAACUCGUCGAACGAAAACAAAGUUCAUCUCUACAACGCUUGCCUGGAGAAAUGCCGCAACAUUCUGGCUGGAUCCGUUCCAUUAGGAGGGGUAGCUGAAGUCAAUGCUCUUGUCACCGAACUUUUCCGUUUCUUGAAUGUCAGCAAUCUCUCUAGAUUCAUUUUGGAGCCAACCAUCUUGCACGUCACCAGAAACUUCUCACCAAGUGUGCAACAAGCGUUCCUCGAUGUUGUCGAGAAGCCAUGCUUCACUGGAGACAAACUCAGAAUGGUGUUGAAUGGAUACAAGCUUGAAUCUCCUGACGACUAUAACAAAUUUGAUGCCGCUGUCAACGAGUUCGCCUAUGGAGCAAAUGGAUUCGCUUCUGGAGUGCUCAACAGUCUUCUUCGUGACUACAUCAGUGUUGAGAAGUACUUUGAAGGAAAAGGAUACGAUGAUUCGGUUGCUGAAAUCAAGGAGAACAACACAAAUGGAGAUGCUGUGGUUCAGACCAUUUAUUCUCACUUCAAGUUGAAGUCCAAAAAUGUUGUCAUGAAGGCUAUUCUGGAGGCAUUGAAGCAAACUGGAUCCAAAUUCAUUCCAUCUCUUCUCGACAACCUUCGUGAGAUUGGUAACCUCCAUCACACCGAAGAAAUCUCCAGCUUGGCUAGAGAAAUUCUUCUCAUCUUCCAAAACUUGCGCUACAAGAAAAACUUCACCGAAAUCACCGCCAGUGGACUCACAGCUACUGUUGAAGAAGUCAAAUUGUGGCUCAAUGGACCGCUUGCCAAAAGACCAGACUCCACCGGAUGGAAGGUUAUCCACGAGUACUUCUUCGACCCAGAAAUCGGAUCCCAGUGCUUGGACCGCUACGUCGCCAUGCACAUUUCAGCUCAUCCAGGAUAUAUGGAGAACACUUACACUCUUCCACAAAUGGGCUGUGUAAUCAGUCACUUCAAUCUUCUAUCCAAGCCAGAUAGCUUCAAUAAAAUUGUGCUCAAGGGAAACAAGCUCAUUGUUGUCCGUCUUUCCAUCGACGCUGAUGCUUACAAUGACUGCUUCACCAACCCAGAUUUCUUGGACUGCCUCAAGAAGAACUUUGCUUCUUACUGUAAGAAGGAUGAGGAGAUCAACGUUUCCAUUUUCGUCAAAAUUUUGAACGACAAAUCUGCUCAUCAUGAUGCUUCCUCUCUUACCGACCAAGAAGAGCAAAUGAUCUGCUACGCCCAGAACGCUGUAGUUGACAUCAAGAAGAAUCUUGAGAACAACUUCAAGGUCAACCGUGUCAACACUGUCUUGAUUCUCAAUGAACGACCACUACCACAGCUGACUAUCUUUGAACAAGUCCGACUUGAGAAGGAUCGUCUUCCAGCUAACUCGUAUCCAGUUCUCUCUGGUCUUUCCUCUGUUAGAGCUUACCAACAAGAUGAUGCAGAGAGCAUGUUCUCCAAAUUGUUCAUCCGUCAACAACUCAUCAUUCCAGGAAAUAAGGCUGAGGAUGUUCAGAAGAAGGUAUCUGAAGCUGUCUUCCUUGCUCUCGACAACGCAUGCACUGCUGCUCAAGUCGCAAAAGCCAAGAAGGACAAGAAAGGAAAAGAAAGAUUCUUCGCUGCCAACCAUGUCUUCGUCUUCAUCUCCUGCCCGGGAUUGCCUAAAGAAGUUAUUGCUUCCGAGGAGCAUCUUGCUUUCAUGAAGGAAUGCAUCACCGAGGAAGUCGAGAAUCAUAAGGCUAUUCUUGCCAAACAUCAAAUCAGCGAAGUGGAGAUGGUCUACGAAUCGAUUGAUGGUCAUAAGAGAAUCGUGAUUCGUGAUGAAACUGGAGUAACCACCGAAGUUAUCACCGAGUUUGACCAAUCUCUUGGAGUCUACCCAACUGUCCAACUCAUCGACAAGAAGCGUUUCGCUUCUCGCAGAGUCAACUCUUCCUACAUCUACGACUUCCCAAUUAUCUUCGGAAUGGCUGCUGUCAAUUCAUGGAACACUGCUAAACAGUUGGAUGUGUCUUCCUACAAUCGUAGUGUUGCUUCUCUGCCACCAUCCAUGGCCGAAGCUCUUCAUGACGGAAGAUGGAGAGAGUUCUUUACUCUUCGUGAACUUGUUUUCGAGAACGGAAAACUUGAACAAAUCGAAGACUCUGAAACUCUCCAGAAACGUGCUAGAAAUGCUCUCAACAAAUGUGGAAUGGUUGCCUGGAUUAUGACUUUGUAUACUCCAGAAAAGCCACAAGGAUAUGACGUUGUUCUCAUUGGAAACGAUGUGACCUUCCAAUCAGGAUCCUUCGGAACUGCUGAAGAUGAUCUCUUCGCCGCUGCUUCUACUUACUCUCGUGAACACAAACUUCCACGUGUCAAUGUCUCAGUGAACUCUGGAGCUCGCAUUGGUCUUUCCACAAAGAUCUCAAAGCUUGUCAAAGUUCAAUUAAAGAAUGAAGACAAGCCAGACCAAGGAUACGAUUACAUUUACGUUGAUGGAGAAUGCAAAGCCGAUGUUGAGGGACAAGUUGUUUAUGAGGAAUUGGAUAACGGAAGAUUGAAGAUUGUAGCUGUUAUUGGAGCUAAGAACGAAAAGAUUGGAGUUGAAAACUUGCAAGGAUCUGGAUUGAUUGCUGGAGAAACCUCUCGUGCUUACUUCGAGGUCCCAACAUACUGCUACGUCACCGGAAGAUCGGUGGGAAUCGGAGCCUACACUGCUCGUCUUGCUCACAGAAUCGUUCAACACAAGCAAUCCCAUCUUAUCCUCACCGGAUACGAAGCUCUCAAUACCCUUCUCGGAAAGAAGGUCUACACUUCCAACAACCAACUCGGUGGACCAGAAGUCAUGUUCCGCAACGGAGUCACCCACUCUGUUGUUGACAAUGAUUUGGAAGGAAUCGCUAAAGUUUUGAGAUGGAUGUCGUUCUUGCCAACCGACAACACUAGCUUCCCAUUCUUCUCGCAAUACGGAAAUGAUUCCAAUAUUCGUGAUGUCAAGGUCCCAGUUGAAGGAGAUGGAAAGCAAUACGAUGUUCGUGACCUCAUCGACUCCAAGGAUCUCACCAACAAGGUUGGAAUCUGUGACACUAUGUCUUUCGAUGAAAUUUGCGGAGACUGGGCCAAGUCCAUCGUUGCCGGAAGAGCUAGACUCUGUGGAAUUCCAAUUGGAAUCGUUGCUUCUGAGUUCCGCAACUUCACGACUACUGUUCCAGCUGACCCUGCUCUUGAGGGCUCUCAACUUCAGAACAUCCAACGUGCCGGACAGGUGUGGUACCCAGACUCUGCAUUCAAGACCGCUGAAGCUAUCAAUGACUUGAACAAGGAAAACCUGCCUCUCAUUAUUAUCGCUUCCCUCCGUGGAUUCUCUGGAGGACAGAAGGAUAUGUAUGACAUGGUCUUGAAGUUCGGAGCACAGAUCGUUGACGCAUUGGCCACCUACAACCGUCCAGUCAUUGUGUACAUCCCAGAGGCUGGAGAGCUCCGUGGAGGAGCAUGGGCUGUGCUCGAUAGCAAGAUCCGUCCAGAAUUCAUUCAUCUUGUGGCUGAUGAGAGAUCCCGUGGAGGUAUCCUUGAGCCAAACGCUGUUGUUGGAAUCAAGUUCCGUGAGCCAGUGAUCGCCGAGAUGAUGAAGCGAUGUGACCAGACCUACGCUGAGCUUGCUGCUGAUUCCAAGUCUAAGAUUCAAGCCAAGGAGAGAUUCGACGAGUUGAGCAAAGUCUACAGAAAUGCUGCUGUUGAGUUUGCUGAUGCUCACGAUAGAUGGCAAAGAAUGAAGUCUGUUGGAGCAGUGGAUCAUGUUACCUCCCUCAAGAGCUCUAGAAGAUUAUUCUUCGAAUUGUUCAGAAAUGAGCUUGCUAAAGUUGGAAUGGCUGAGACUUACUCCAAUGCUCCACAUGCUAGCAAGCCAUGCCUCGCUUCCUCGAUGACAUGGGUUGAAGAGAAUUUGAAGACAUUUGUGAAUCAUUCUGAUUCUAUGGACAAGCAAUACAAACAAAUUGAAACUUAUUAUCAGAAGCAAUUCGUGUCUGAUUUAGUUUCGGCGGUGACAGAGUCCAAGAAACGAUACGAAGAACAGUUGAGCAAUUUCAUGGCUGGAAUUACGCGAAACAACCGGUCUUGA
Molecule: messenger RNA, 6774 nt
Organism: Caenorhabditis briggsae
Lineage: Eukaryota; Metazoa; Nematoda; Chromadorea; Rhabditida; Rhabditidae
Exons: 11
Coding region: 1-6774 (2257 amino acids)
Biological process (GO): fatty acid biosynthetic process
Molecular function (GO): acetyl-CoA carboxylase activity; ATP binding; metal ion binding
Source: RefSeq, a predicted model, not a curated record